Molecule: messenger RNA, 1244 nt
Organism: Caenorhabditis elegans
Lineage: Eukaryota; Metazoa; Nematoda; Chromadorea; Rhabditida; Rhabditidae
Gene: Y49A3A.3
Product: tRNA:m(4)X modification enzyme TRM13
Exons: 3
Coding region: 41-1213 (390 amino acids)
Biological process (GO): tRNA processing; tRNA methylation
Molecular function (GO): tRNA (cytidine(4)/adenine(4)-2'-O-ribose)-methyltransferase activity; methyltransferase activity
Source: RefSeq, marked reviewed
GAAAAUCACAAAUAUCUCGCACGCAGGUCUCGUUUUCAAAAUGGAAUUGGAUUCGGUGAAGCAGCAACAACAGCAGAACGCUUGCUGUGAAUAUAUUCUACCAAUUAAGAAGCGACGGUGUAAGAUGCUGGUGAAAAAGGGAAAUCGGUUCUGUGGAGAGCAUUCAAUUCACGAUCAGAAUAACACUGAUCGUAUGGUUUGCCCGAAUGAUGGAAAACAUACGAUUCUGAAGGCAGAUCUAGAGAUUCAUCUGACAAGGUGUAAUUCUAGAAUCAGAGAUGCAGAAUAUAUCAAAAUUGAUGCAAAUUCUAUUCGUGGCGAGACCAAACGCACCGAUAAAAUUGAUCGAAGAGCCACUGAAGAUGAGAUUUGUACCACUGUGCACAAGAUCUGGAAGUGCUAUGAGACGGAUGUAAUGGAUCGUUUGAUUGUUGAGCAACAAAGAAAUGAGCUCGUCGAGCAAAAUAUCGCACAAAAUUCAGAUCUGAACAACACGAAAAAGAAGCAAUUAUACCAGAUUUCGUCUAUUUUAGGUCACAUCGAAUCCACAGGGCUACUUCCAACUUGCUCCAAAUCUUGCAUGUUCGAGCUCGGAGCUGGAAAAGGUCAACUAGCUUAUUGGAUCUCCAAAGCAGCGCCAAAUGGAAAUUAUAUUCUCAUGGAUCGCUCUGGAUCACGAAAUAAAUUUGAUACUGCUGCAUUUCGAGAGAAUCCGAAUUUAUCAAUGAAACGCUUCCGAUGCUCAAUUGAACAUAUGGACUUGAGCAAGAUUGAUGAGCUGAAGAACUCUGAAAAGAUUUUGGCAAUCUGUAAACAUUUUUGUGGAAGCGCGACAGACGCUGGAAUUCGAUCGUUGAUGAAUAGUGGUCUACAAUUCAACGCUGCACUUCUGAUCCCUUGUUGCCAUCACAAAUCGCGAUUCGCAGAAUAUGGAGGACAUGAUUUUUUGGAGAAAUGGGAAAUGAAUGAUGAAGCUUCGUUUGCUGCACUUCGAUAUAUUGCAUCGUUUGCAACAAAUGGAGCAGUUGAUACAGAAGCAACUGAAGGAUGGAAGUCAAUUCAUCCGCCAUUAGAGCUUGGACGAAGAGCGAAAGCCAUCCUUGAAAUCGGACGAGCAAUUUGGCUGGAAAGUGUUGGAUUCAAGACGAGAGUUGUAGAAUACGUGCCGCCAGAAGUAUCACCGGAAAAUUUAUUGAUUUUAGCUUUGAAAUAAGAUCACGCAUUUAAUAAAAUGAUUUGUAAUA